UGAGGUAUCCCUUUUCACUUCAAGAAAAUUCUACGACACGACCUAUUUGAUUUAUUUCAUUUUCUUUUAAUCUUAUAUUAACUCUGAGUCUUUGGACUGAGGCUAAGCUGAAGUACCUUUUUCAAGGAUUCAGACGAUCAUAUUGAUUGAACCGGUACUUAGUUUAUGGAGAUCGUUUUGUCAAACUGCUAAGUUACGAGACAUCAAGAGACCAAAGCCACCCUACAGUCUAAAAACCGAUGCAAAAUGGAUCACAGACACAUACCUAUACAUAUACAACAUGUUAGUCCGUCAUUGUUGAUGACCAACAACAUCACAUAGGAGAAGAAAACGGGUGACGAUUGUUUAUUGGUGCAAAUCAUUCAUUAAACUACCUAAAAUGCCUACAGAACCAGAGAUCAUCAAAGAGAAACCCAGUAUAGACAACUCAAGUAAAGAAAUUCUUCCUGCUCUUGGGACACUGCCUAAAACUGAGAAUUAUUAUCUGCCUCAAGAAAUUGUCUUUGCUUUGUCUAAACUAGACCAGUCUCCUCAUGAAAGCUCCUCAAAGCCACCGAAAGAUGUUCAUGCUAUUAAAAAUUUGACUGGUUCUACAAGAAAACGACCUGAUAAUGUAUGGCAUUAUAAAAGAAGAGAAAAGUUCAAACAUCUCACUGACAACACUGUGUGCAUCUGUGGCUCUGGAAAGGACAUCUCAUUUCUAUACGAUGCCUUACCUCCAGAUAAAUCAGAAAUAUAUUUUAGAGACCUGGAAAAUAAGAUGGCUCAGAAAAAAACUGAUGAUAAACUUCAAUUGCCUUUUGAAUUGUGUCCUGACGAAUAUUACUUUGUGAGUAAAAAAGGAGUGAAAUCUUUGAAAAUUCAAGAUGAAACUUACAAAACACUGACUGAAGACCACACAAAGCAUCUCACACAGUUUCCAUCUCUAAAGCCUAACAGCCGUUUUGAGGUGAUAAAGCUGAGAAAUGCUAUGCAUAAUAUGCUAAAUAAAGCUGGAAUGAAUGAAGAUUCCAAGAGUGAAGAUGGUCUUACACAGAUGCACAAUCUUCUGGAGCUGGUGAGGAAAGAGCAAGACAUCUACAAUGUUGUAUUCCAUGAAAUAAUCCGCCAGGUGAGUGUGGACUGUAUUGAACGUGGAGAUCUGCUGGCUGAAAUACGGCAACGCUACUUGGACCUUCUGAACCGAGUUCCUGAACAGAUCAAAAGCUUAUAUGAAGAAGUGCUUUCACAACGAGCCCUUGACCGAAGGUUAACAGAUGAACUAAUUAGAUUUAAGAGGGCUUUGAUCCAACUCUCUGAAGAACUGGCAUGUGUAAAAGCCCAGGACAUUAAACUUACUGAAGAAAUCAACACAACCAGGAAAGCAUUAAAAACUGCUCUGAGUGAAUCAGCCAAAAAUGCCAACAUGCUAAAGGAGUACCAAGAAUUAUAUGAUCUUCAGCGUCACCGUUUGGAAAAGCAGGUGAACAAUACUACUCAAGAGCGAGACCUGUGGUGCAAGACAACUUAUAAUUUAGCCAUCAAAGUCAUUGAAGAAGGUGAUUUACUUAUUGCCAAACGUCUUAUUAUUUAUGAGAAGCAGUGGGCAAAAAUUUGUCAGCAUUACACUGUUACAUUAAGUGACAUAGACACUAGCCACUUGAUUAUAAUACAAGGCCUGUUGGAGGUCUGGAAGGUUCACAUGGAACAAUAUUUCUUGGAUAUUUCGCAAUGGGAAGAAAAGUCAUCAGCACAGUUGAAGGCAUUACGAGCAGAUAUUGGAAGUUACAUUACACAUUUUACAGAAAACCUUGAAAAUAACAAUGGCACUACUGACACUACACAUAAUCUUCGGCGGUUAGAUGACCUCUUUAAGAAAAUGAUUUAUUGGGAUCAGAUACUGAUGGAGGAAAAUGUGAAUUAUUUUGGAGAACUGCCAUUGACAAGAAUGGAAAAACUGGGAGUGCUUAUCAAAUUGCAAGCAGAAUGGCAGGGUUUAUGCUUUAAGUUGCUAGUGAGACAUCAACCUUCACAAACACAGAAGACAAAAAUGGAUGCAGCCUUUGAAAAAAUAACUUAUCUGAUGAAGGAGAUGAAGGUUCAGAAUGAAGUUCUCAUAACUGGAGAAAAUGGAACUGCUAAAGGUAUCAGUCGGUUGUCUGAGAAAUUGAAUGGAUGGAUUAAAAAACUAAAUAACUCUGUCAAAGACCCAAAAUUAUUUGAUCCUCAAGAAGAUGAUAAUUUAUUGGAAAUUUUAUCAGAAAUUAAUGAUGCAGCAAAUAACAUAGUGAAUAGCUUUGGAAUGGUUGAAACACGUCAUGAACGAAUAUAUCUUGAACCAAAACGUCGGAUAUCCAUAUUUAAUGUGGUGAACUGUGGAAAUCACUUGUAUAAUAUUGUUUCAAGUAUCAUAGACAGCCAGGAUGCUAAGCUUGUAGAUCAGGUCACUCAGCUACAUUUGAAGAUUAUAAUGUGGAUGUGCCAUCUUCUGAUUCACUUAUGUCCAGAUCGUGAGAGUUCUUCAAAAGAGACCCUGGAAGUCCUUUACUCCACUUAUCCUUCACCUAAAGAGGUUAUGCAAGAAGGGAUUUCGAUUUUUCCUGUUGUAGAAACUCUGACUGAAAAGAUUGCACGAGAUAUAACUGACGUACGUGAAAUAACAAAGGAAUUUCCAAGUGAUGCUGUCUAUGAUUUGAAAACAUAUGGGAAAUUGACAAGGCAAUUUUCUAUGGAUGAAAAUGAUGAUGGUUUUGAAAUAGAGCAGAUGAAGGUGGACUGUGAGAAGUGGAUAUACUCAGCUAAAUUAUUACUUUCUGACAUUCUCAAAGAGCCACUAAUUCUUACAUUUCCUAACGUUGAAAAACAACAGAGUAAAAUAGAAAAUUCAUUUGCUGAAGAUACUAACAAACCUGUAAUAUCAGAAUGCUUAGAGAAAUUAAAUAUUCCCAGAAAAGAUGAAGGGAAAAUGCAGGAGCAUGGUGUAGAUCAUUCUGAUGGUGUCCUUCUUGCAAAGCCUCCAGAUACAUUACCGCUACCUUCCUCUAGAGCAGGAAGUUUCCCCGAAGAAACUUCAAAGAGUGAUUCUGCAAGAAAAAGCAUCGCUGAGAGUUCACAAAAGGAUUCCAAAUUUGUUGAUACAGGAGCCACCAAAGCACCAGAAGCAACAAAAAAGCCAGCAGGAAUCAAAGUACGUAAAACAUCCAAAGUAUUAGAAGCAGCUAAAACAUCAGAAACAACUAAAAUGCCUGAAGCAACCAAAACACCAGAAGCAACCAAAGCAGCCAAAGCAACCAAAACACAUGAAGCAACCAAAGCAACCAAAGCAAUCAAAACACAUGAAUCAAAAGCAAUCAAAUCAUCAGAAGGAGCCAAAGCAGCCAAAACACCUGAAGUAAGCGAAGCAUCAGAAAGAACUGAAUCAUCAGAUGAGGCUAAAGUAUCAGAAGGCAAUGAAACAGGACCAGACAGUGAAGCAGAAGUUAUCUAUGUAUCAGUAUCAACUCAAACAGUAAGCCAAUUAACAUACAGUGAAUACAGAAUGGAGCAACUAUCCAAAUUAAAAAAAUUAGAAAGCAAGAAAUCUUUGCAAGGAUACACACAAUCAUUAGACAAUAUAAGCAGAAUCAGUUCUGAUAUUACAAAACAAUCUUCAAGUCUCAUAAAAUCAAAAACUGAAAUUGAAGAUGAUAUCAUAGAAGUGAUUGGAAGUGAUGGUCACACCCUAAGUCAAACUCUAGAGUACAGUAAACACCAAAUUCCUGCUAAACCAUCUCUGCUGGAAGCUGAUCUCAAAGCACCCGAUACUAAUAAGGCAUAUAUAGCUCUUUGUACUGUGAAGAUGUUACAGGAGCAGUUAGUUGCCACUGAAAAGAGAGCUCAAGAAUAUGAGAAUCGAGCAGACAUUGCUGAAUUUGAACUAAUUCAGCUACAGGGAAAAUUACAAGCAAUGACUAAAAUAGGCAAAGAUUUGAAUACAUCAGCCAUUCUGAUUUCAGAUAAAAUCACUGAAUCCACUAGUUUACCCUCAACACAAACAGGGAAAGCUCUAAAAAAAUCUCUAGCAAAAACCCCAAAGAGUAAAAAGAAAUAAUUUAUAUUUCCUUUUACAAGGAAAGUAAAUGUAAUAAUAAUUGAUUUACAAAAAGUCUUUGACUUAAUAAAUUCUGUUUGAAUGAC
Molecule: messenger RNA, 4155 nt
Organism: Octopus bimaculoides (California two-spot octopus)
Lineage: Eukaryota; Metazoa; Mollusca; Cephalopoda; Octopoda; Octopodidae
Product: axonemal dynein light chain domain-containing protein 1
Source: RefSeq, a predicted model, not a curated record